ACCAGGCAGAGAAGAGAAAAAAGAAGGAAGAAUCAAAUCUACCUUCUUUCUUCUCUCGCAGAAUUUAUUCAGUAUUGUGUGUACUGUGAGAGGCUUAAGAGAGGGAAACGAAAAAUCUUUGGACAAAAAUGGAGAUAGUAAGACCUCAGUGGAAGCCUCCAACAAAUGACGUCGUUUCAACACUCCCUCUUUACCGCUCUGCUCCGUCUCUUGAAGUUAGACUCGAAGAUUUCGAGCUUUACGCCAUGGAUCGCCUUCGAGUUCUUAAAGGUAUAUCUGAUGGAUUAUCUCGCGGCAAAAAGCCAGAAGAAAUGGAAAAAUUGGUAAAAGAUCUAUGGAAAGUAAAUAUGAAGCAUUCACAGGCAUCUGAAGUACUCAACAAGGACGUUAUAUCUCACUUUGUUUUGCGUCUUGCGUAUUGUAGAACGGAGGACCUCAGGAAAUGGUUUCUUUCCAUGGAGACUGCGCUCUUUCGCAAUCGAUUUCGCCUUUUGACUGCUGAAGCUCAGAGAGCUCUAUUUGCAGAAUUUGGACUUCCAUACAAGGCAGUUCCUGGUGCAGAAAUCGAGGGUGUAAAGGAAAAGUUGGUUCAAGUUGCUCGUUCAAUUGGUCAGCCUAUACCUUCUUCUGAUGCAAUAUACUACAAGGUACCAUUCGAGGAAGUUCCAGAACUUGUAGCGGGUCGUAGAGUUUUUAUUUGCAAAGGUUAUGCUUAUGUUGCUAUGAAUCAGGUUGUCUCCCUUGUUGUGACACAAUUUCGCAGUUUACUAUCAAAGACACUCAUUCUAACAAACAGGAAAUGGACAUCAAUGAUCAGAGAAAAUGAGAAAGAUCGCUUAACUCCUAUUGUGGAAGCUCUAUGCACAAGCUAUCUGGGUCCUGACUAUUCUCAGCCUAAAGAAUUUGGUGACAUAUCAAUUAAAGAUAUUGAUGCAGUAGCUAAUAGUUCAUUCCCUCUAUGCAUGCGACAACUGUUUGAAAAACUCAGAGAGGAUCAUCAUCUAAAGCAUGGAGGGAGGAUGCAAUUAGGUCUUUUCCUCAAGGGCAUUGGCUUGAAUUUGGAUGAUGCUCUUGCAUUCUGGAAAGCAGAGUUCUCCCAAAAAGUUGGCGCAGAAAAGUUUGACAAAGAAUACGCCUACAGCAUACGCCACAAUUAUGGAAAAGAGGGAAAGAGAACAGAUUAUACGCCUUAUUCUUGUCAAAAGAUAAUAUCUUCAAUUCCUGGUGUUGGAGAUCAUCAUGGCUGCCCUUAUCGACAUUUUAGUGAAGAGAAUUUGAGGGCUGCACUCUUUAGAAUGGGAGUAAACAGUGGCGCUGUAGAGGAUGUAGUUGACAAAGUGCGAAAUAGACAUUAUCAGUUGGCGUGCACGUUGUCAUUUGAAGCUGUUCAUGGCUUAUCAUGUGAUGCUGGGAUUAACCAUCCCAAUCAGUACUUCAAUGACAGCCAAAAGAUCAUUAAAUCCAAGAUCCAUUCCUCAGAGUAAGGAGAAUCUACUAGCCACUGAUAAUUUGCUGCUUCUGCUGCCCUUCGCAGGAAAAGUUGGAUUUGAUAUGAAUGAAGCAAAAAGGAGCACAAUUGAAAUGUUUUGGAGCAAGGAAGGAGCUGCUGGAAUUUUGGAACAAAAAUACAAGCUGUUAGGCUCUUAGCCUUGGGCAAGACUAAGCAGGAAAUCAGACCAGCGAACUGAUUGUGAUAUUUUUGGCUGGUCACGACUUCUUCAACUAAUUCCAGCACGUUUUACAGCCACAUGAUGAUAUUAGACACAGUUUUUAGUGGGUAUUUUUAUUGUAUUAGUGGACCCCACUUUCUAGGGGGUAUUUAAGUCGAAAUU
This is a messenger RNA of Jatropha curcas, 1832 nucleotides long. The record is from RefSeq and is a predicted model, not a curated record. NCBI's taxonomy places the organism in Eukaryota, Viridiplantae, Streptophyta, Magnoliopsida, Malpighiales, Euphorbiaceae.